UUCUGUGCAAGUUGGCAAGACCCCCCCACCUCUAAAUCGUAUUUUGGGGGGGGGGAGACUUAAUCUGCUGACUUGCACUUCCCGUCAACUCAGCAGCUCCAGCAUCUCAGAAGGGCGCCAGGUUGGGGAAGCCUGUCUGCAUGCCCAGCAGGAGAGGGGAGGGGCACCCUGCCCCCUGCCUGGGCCUUGUGGGGAGGCGGCAUUCUUCCACCAGCGGCUUCUGCAUCUGUUCAGCCACCUGCUGGAGCGGAAUUCAGAGCUGGCCAUGGCCGGGAGAAGGGCAGGUCCCUUUGAGUAGUCCCAGGGUGGGAGGUGAAGUCUGGGCAGCCUGCAAAGCCUCUCUUUUCAGCCAAGGGACCCGCCUGCCAGGUUUUGCCAAGCUCCCACAGCACAUUGCCUGGGUUCUGGAAUGGCUGGGAUCCAAGUUCUGGAGGGCCAUUUACACCGGCAGAGGCCCCUCCAAGUAUGAAACUCUUUAAGGCCGUCUUUGGAGGACACCCCCGUGAGCCCUCCAGCCAGUCCCCAAGGUUAGGGGUCAGCAGGAAGAGGCUCUUCUUGGCUGCAGCCUCUGCCGCACGAAAUGGGAUGAAAUCAGAUUUUUCCCAUGUCAGCUUUAGCAGCCUCUUGAAAGUCUCGUGAUCUCCCUGAAUUUUGAGGAAUGUUUUAGAGUUCAUGCUUUGGUCAGGCUUCCCAAAUUAUUGUAAUGGCUUUUAAUUAAAAUUGGCUUAUAGGCCGUGUUUCACAAUCCUAUUUUGGGCAGGAAGUAGCCCUGGUAUGACCAGGAUCUUGAAACGAAUGAAGGCUCCAGCUGCGGCCGGAGAGUCACCGAGAGUCUGGAGCGUCCUGUGGGAAAGGGCCAGAGGCCGAAUUCUCCCGAAACAAACACAGGGAAGGAAUGCCGGAAGUCCCCGCCACUCCCUUGGGAUACGGCUUGGCCGAGAAAUCCCACGCAAGGCCGGGCUGGUGGGGAGGAAGGAGAAGCAGCCCUGGGCUCCCUGCCCCUGCUGGGCUUCCUGGCUGGACUCCCCCCCCCCGCCUGGCCUCUGAAGGGGGGCUGAGAAUGCCUCAUCUUGAAGCAACGUUGUCUCUGCCAAACUUGCCAUCUGUUUUCUUCCCCAAAUGCUGCUUUUCUGGGCCUCACAAAGGAAAGUGUAUCUCCCCAGACAGGGGAAGGAAGCCGGAGCCCCAUCAGGGACUCUCCGGCUCUUCCAGGCUGCGUAUCACUCUUAACUUGCCAGCGCACUUGCCUCCUUAAAGAAGGAAUAUGCAUAACCCUCCGGCCCUUCCCCAGCGAAAUGCCCCCCCCCCCGGUCUCCCUGAGGAGACUCUGCAGCCUCCGCUUGCGAGGAGGCCUGAGCGCAGCUGCUGGCCAAAUGUGCUGCAUGUGGGGAUUAAUCCCUGGAGUGGGGCAGAGGGUGGGGGUGAGAGAGCAGCAACAGAAAAAAGUCACAGGGACUCCAGCAGCACCUGUCCAAGGCAUCAACGUCCUUUUGUUAAUCAAAUGUGUUGGGAGGACAAGAGGCCUCUGGUUCCUUCUGAUUUUCCACCAACGCAGGCUGACCCAGCCCUCUCCUUCCCCGUUCGCACACAAAUACACACCUAAGAAUCAGGCAGUACUUCAGUGGCACUGCCAUGGCCGCCAUCUUGACUUUUUUGACCGCCUCGCCUUUUCUUCCGAGCAGGACGCCUGUUGUGCCACAGGGCUGGCUUCUGGCAGGCAUCCUGUUCCGCAGCUGCAGCCACGGGAGAAAGCCGCCCUGAGGAGGGUCAAACGGGCCUGGGUCAUCCCCCCCAUCAGCCUACCUGAGAACUACCGGCGGCUGCCCCACCUUCUGGUCCAGAUUAAGUCAGACAAGCAGCAGCCAGGGGUGGUAGUCUACAGCAUUAAGGGCCCCGGGGUUGAUGAAGACCCCAAGGAUAUCUUCUCCAUCGAUAACCGGAGCGGCAAGGUCUACCUCAAUACCGUGCUGGAUCGGGAAAAACAUGAUCGCUUUCGGCUCAAGGCUUUUGCCCUCGACCUGGGCGGGGUGCCUCUGGAAGAGCCCACCGACUUGGAGAUCGUCGUCCUGGACCAGAACGACAACCGGCCACUCUUCCAGCAGGACAUCUUCACAGGGCACGUGGUGGAAGGGGCCGAGCCAGGGACGUUUGUGUUGAAGGCAGAAGCCACAGAUGCUGACGACCCCGAGACAGACAAUGCGGCACUCCAGUUCUCCAUCCUGGGCCCAGAAGGGGCGGAGCUGUUCACCAUCAAUGAGCUCUCUGGGGAAAUUCAGAUCGCCGGAGAAGGGCUGGACCGCGAGGGGACGGGCAGUUACAACCUGACACUCCAAGUGGCUGACAUGGCUGGAGAAGGCCUGACCACCACAGCUACAGCGGUCAUCUACGUGGAGGACAUCAAUGAUAACCCCCCUGAAUUCACGUUGGAUGAGUUCCACAUGGAGGCCCCCGAGAACCAGCCUGGCGUGGAGGUUGGGCGGGUGACGGUGCAGGACAAAGACCAGCCGGGCUCUCCCAACUGGCUGGCCAAGUUCACCAUCCUGGAGGGAGACCCCAGAGGAGCUUUCUCCAUCCACCCGGACCCCCUGACCAAUGAGGGGGUCAUCUCUUUGGCCAAGGCCCUGGACUACGAGGAGCAGAACCGUUACGAGCUGCUGGUCUCUGUGCAGAACCAAAGCCCCCUGCACCCCUCCGCCCCCAAAGCCACCCACGCCUUGGCCAUGGUGCAGCUCCAGGUGAUGGAUGCCAACGAGCCUCCCUUCUUCCUGGACAACCCCUGCAGGGGGAGGGUGAACGAAGGGGCAGCUCCUGGCACCCCGAUCGCCCUCUUCCGGGCCAGGGACCCAGACACGCAGCAGGCUCAGCAGCUCAGGUACCUGCAGGCCUCUGAGUUGGCCAGCUGGCUGCAGGUGGACCCCGAAUCGGGCCGGAUGGAAGCCCUCCAGAAAGUACCCCCACGGUCAGCCUUCCUGGAUGGCUGGUACAUCACACAGAUCCUGGCAGUUGAUAAUGGGAUCCCUCCCCUCACGGCCACUGGGACCCUGUCCAUCGAAGUGCUGGAGGUCAACGACCAUGCGCCCUCCCUUUUCCCCACAACGGGGUCGCUGUGCAGAGGAGAGGCUGGCUUAGUCCUGAGCGCCACUGAUGAGGACUUGGCGCCCCACGCAGGGCCCUUCCGCUUCCAUCUUGGCCCCAGCAGUGCCCACAACUGGACUCUCAGCUACCCCAACGACACCCACGUGCUGCUGCAGCCUCCCGUGGAUGUGUCCGAGGGUCUUCACAUCCUGCCACUGUUGGUCAGUGACUCUGGCAUCCCGCCACGGGUGCGAGAGCAGCUGCUGAACAUCUCGGUCUGUGCCUGCAGUCGGUGGGGCACCUGUGGGGCUCCCAAAGCUGCCACUGUGGGGGCCACGGCAGGCCUCAGUUUGGGCGCCUUGAUGACCAUCCUCUGCAGUGCUGUCCUACUCAUGUUGCUGGUGCUGCUGGUGGCUGGGCUGGAGCACUCUCGCCGGCAGGUGCUGCGCAAGGGGCUGCUGGGCGCCUGGCAGGACGACCUGCGUGACAACAUCCUCAACUACGACGAGCAGGGGGGUGGCGAAGAGGACCAGGAUGCCUACGACCUCUCCCAGCUGCGUGACCCCGAUCUCUUUGGCCCCUCGACUCCCCGGGGGAAGCCCCUUCGGCGGAGGGAUGCCCCCCAUAGCUGUGCCUUGUACCAGCACCCCCAGCGAUGCCCUUCUGACAUCGAGGACUUCAUCAACGAGGGCCUGGAGGCAGCCGACAGUGACCCCAGUGUCCCCCCCUACGACACGGCCCUCAUCUAUGACUACGAGGGGGAGUGUUCGGCCGGUGGGUCGCUGAGCUCCAUCCUGUCCAGCCUGGAAGACGAAGACCAGGACUACUGUUACCUUCACGAAUGGGGGCCACGAUUCCAGCGCCUGGCCGAGCUGUAUGGCCAGUAGGGGGCAGGAGGAGCAGCAGGGCCAGACUGGACCAACCCGGCUUGGGCUGCAGCAUCACCCUCCUGGCCGGCAGGUGGGGGACCCCGGGGGGCAGGGCCCCCAUCCAGCCGCUAUCUUGCCAACUGCAGCUCCGUCUCCAGCUGGACAGCGCCCUGAAGCCGAGGGCGGACAGAGACCCCAAGGUGCCUUUCCAGGCCUCCAGCUGAGAUUCUGCUGGCACUUCCCAGUUCUGCCGGCGGCUGCUGAAGGAG
This is a messenger RNA of Crotalus tigris (Tiger rattlesnake), 4213 nucleotides long. It is a transcript of the gene CDH15, whose product is annotated as cadherin 15. Gene Ontology annotation, molecular function: cadherin binding; calcium ion binding. The coding region runs from base 1296 to 3962 and encodes 888 amino acids. Gene Ontology annotation, biological process: homophilic cell-cell adhesion; multicellular organism development; calcium-dependent cell-cell adhesion. Gene Ontology annotation, cellular component: adherens junction; catenin complex; plasma membrane. Lineage: Eukaryota; Metazoa; Chordata; Lepidosauria; Squamata; Viperidae. The record is from RefSeq and is a predicted model, not a curated record. The transcript has 13 exons.